AGUCUAUGUAUAAAGGCAAGUGUUGCUCCAACUGGCCCAUUGCUUUGCGUGAACCCAUAGUGAUACAUCAGUGAAAUAUUUUUAUUUUAUAAGAAUGAAUCCUUUGCAUCUACUUCUAUUACCAUGCGUCCUCGCUGUGAGUCUCACCGGCUCAGCUGACCAAUCUCAAGGUCGUGGUGGAUAUGGUCUACUAAGACCGAACCCGAAUUACUCAGGAUAUAACGGUGGAUACAAUGGAUACAAUAAUGGAUACGGAGGCUACGGCGGUGGAUAUAACGGAUAUAAUGGAUACAAUCCAGGGUUUGGCGGCCCCGGGAUAGGAUCAGGUCAAGGAUAUCCCAGUAAUUAUCCAGGCGGAUAUGGCGGCUACCCUGGCUACUCCGGCGGACCUUACGGAGGUAAUCGUCCAUACAAUAGGCCGGGUUAUGAUGGAAGACCGAAUUACAACUACAUACCAAGCAACUACCAGUCUAAUUACCCGGGCUAUAGACCCGGAUAUAACCAGUAUAGACCCGGUUUCGACCGGCCGUACCAGGGUAAUGGAUAUUUCGACGGAGUUCGUGAUGGAUAUGACAACUUUGGAUUAUUGGGAAGAAAAGUGUCGGAAAUUAAGAAGGACGAUGCUUGAGUGUAAAUUAAAAAACAUAUUUAAUAAUUUAAAUAUUUUUUAUAUUACUUUAUAAGACUUUAAUAUAGAAUUUAA
Papilio polytes (common Mormon) is the source of this 703-nucleotide messenger RNA. Its product is annotated as abscisic acid and environmental stress-inducible protein-like. The record is from RefSeq and is a predicted model, not a curated record. Bases 95 to 628 code for a protein of 177 amino acids. The transcript is spliced from 4 exons. NCBI's taxonomy places the organism in Eukaryota, Metazoa, Arthropoda, Insecta, Lepidoptera, Papilionidae.